Messenger RNA from Toxorhynchites rutilus septentrionalis, 873 nucleotides. RefSeq names its product tigger transposable element-derived protein 1-like. Gene Ontology annotation, cellular component: nucleus. Lineage: Eukaryota; Metazoa; Arthropoda; Insecta; Diptera; Culicidae. Gene Ontology annotation, molecular function: DNA binding. Bases 1 to 873 code for a protein of 290 amino acids. The transcript has a single exon. The record is from RefSeq and is a predicted model, not a curated record.
AUGCAAAAAGCCUGGGUAACGCAGGAGAUUUUCAGGAGAUGGCUAGAAGAAUGCUUUGUGCCGGAAGUCAAACCUUAUCUUGCUAAAAAAGGACUGGAGUUUCGAGUGCUUCUCGUAAUUGACAACGCUCCUGGGCAGCUGCGCGUCGAGCACCCGAAUGUGCAAAUUGUAUUCCUUCCCCCGAAUACAACAUCUUUAAUCCAGCCGCUCGAUCAGGGCAUUAUCGCCACGUUCAAGAGGCAUUAUAUUAAAACUACCUUCCGCUACAUCUUGGAUGAAAUAGAUACAGGCAAUGCAUCGACCAUAAUAGAAGCGUGGAAGUAUUUUACAAUGCGUGAAUGCGUAGAAUCCAUUGAAGUUGCAGUGAAACUGUUGAAGAGGUCAACGUUAAAUGCCUGCUGGAAGCCAUUGUGGCCUGACUGUGUACAUUCAUCGAUGCCAGCAAGUAACGAAGAGGGCGAAAUACUUCUUCUAGCCCAUGCUGUUGGCGGUGAAGGAUUCGAUGAUUUUUCCACCGCAGAUAUUGCGGAAAUGUUAAGGGAACCAUUUUUCGAGGAUGAAGAUUUACUGGAUUAUGUGAAUAAUUCAGCAAAUAUUGAUCAUGACGAGGAAACGGAAUUCACCGAGAGCAAGAUUAAGGAAGGUUUGCAACUUGGUGAAACGCUUGCUGAUUUUUUUGUGACAAACGAUCCUUGUAUCGAGCGAGCCAUCUCCUUCCGUAACGAUCAAAGGCACUGUUUACUACGAUACACCGAGCUGGUAAAAUACGAGAAGAAAACUACCGAAAAUGCACAGCUAAACGGGGAGGAACCACAACCUGUCGAUAGCCCGUUGAAACGCCGACGAUGUGGUGUUAUCUACGAUAGCGAUUAA